CUUGACAAUUGCCAUCAAUCAAUUUUACUAAAUUCAAAAUCAAAAAAUCUUCCGGCUAUUCUCGACUCGUGUAAAAUCACUAAUCAGUUGAAAAUUUUAUUCUAAAUUCCAAUUUUCUUAGCAAUGCAAUAGCAAGGAUUGAGGGCUCUGGCAUUUAUAAAUUAAGUGGGUGUUCAAGAAUUAAUUCGGAACCACUAACUUCUGAGCGGUAAAAAAAAAUAAGCAGCUAUGAGUAAACCAGGACAGCCUCCACCAGUAGCACAAUUUAACCCAGUACCAAAGAUUAUAAACGGUGGCAUUGCGGGAAUCAUUGGCGUCUCCGUCGUGUUCCCCUUGGAUCUUGUGAAGACGCGAUUGCAAAAUCAAACUGUCGGACCAAAUGGAGAGAGACAAUAUAAGAACAUGCUGGAUUGUUUCAAAAAGACAUAUGCGGCGGAGGGUUACUUUGGCAUGUACAGGGGAUCAGCAGUUAACAUCAUCCUCAUCACUCCAGAAAAGGCCAUAAAGCUCGCUGCCAAUGACAUGUUCCGUUUCUACCUUACACUGCCGGAUGGAUCACUGCCAGUAUUUCGUCAAAUGAUCGCCGGUGGUAGCGCAGGCGCUUGCCAAAUUGUCAUCACAACACCUAUGGAGCUGUUGAAGAUUCAGAUGCAGGACGCUGGAAGACUCGCCGCGCAAGCUAAAGCGGAGGGCCGAAAAUUCGAAAGAGUCACAGCUAUGCAAUUGACUCGUAAGCUGGUGGCGGAGCGCGGUAUUUUUGGGCUUUACAAGGGUAUCACGGCAACUGCGGCGAGAGAUGUGUCAUUCAGUAUUGUCUAUUUCCCAUUAUUUGCGACACUCAACGAUCUUGGGCCCAAAGAGCCGGGUGCCGCAGCGCCACCUUUUUGGUGGUCCUUCGGAUCGGGUUGUGCGGCUGGAUCAACGGCCGCGCUCGCAGUUAACCCCUUCGACGUUGUAAAGACUCGAAUGCAGACUCUGACAAAGGGAAGUGGCGAAAGACAGUACACCUCCAUCCUAGAUUGUAUCACGAAAACCUUAAAGUUUGAAGGGCCAACCGCCUUCUUCAAAGGCGGGGCGUGUCGUAUGAUUGUCAUAGCCCCGCUCUUCGGAAUUGCGCAAACCAUCUAUUAUCUAGGUCUAGCCGAGAACUACCUAGGCAUUAAAUAAAUUUACACAAAGUUACACAUGUUUUAAGUUUACUGUGCAUUUAAUUUCGACCCAAUUAUAGUAAACUAUUUAUUUUGCUUAUUUAAACUAUUUAUGUGUAUAAAGAAAUUUAAACUACAAAAAUGUAAAACCUACGUGUAAAUGGGGUAGUGACGUUGGACAUAUAUACUACAACAAUACUAUGAAUAUUUGAAGAACUACUUGGCAACAUAGUGUCACUGACUAAUCUAAUUUUGGUAACUCAUUUAAUCGUGCUGAUUACUGGAAUCACUUAAGGUAACAAAGAAGACUUACUGCGAACUAUGUGUCAAAAUCUAAUGCAUUUUUGACGUACGUAGCGCUAAGGCUCGUUUCUAAAUAUCUCCGAAAAAUUAACAAAUUGAAAGAAAUGUGUUCUCAGUCAUUAUGAGUCGAUUUACUAUAAGUCAAAUUUAAAGUUUUACAUUUAAAUUCAUAUGUAACAACCACAUUUCGGAACUAAAUAUAAUAAAUGCUAGUUCCUCGUCUUUUAUGUCAAAGGAUUUUAAAUAUUCGCCUACGAAUAUGACGAACUUAUACUACGUCACUACCGAGAGUUACAAAAAAAACCUGGUACGGAGAUAGUCGCCAUAAAGUUGGUAUUUAACAACACAAUAUGAUUUUGCGUGUUUUAGUUCCUGAACCAUAAAAUUUUCCGAAACGCCAAAAAUGAGAACACGUUUUUGUUGUCUAUGAAAGUAGAUUUCAUCACCAUUAUUAUCUAUACUAAUUUAUUUAUUUGUAAUUAUAGUUUAUUUUGAUAAAUGUAUUGUUGCGUUAAAUUAUUUUAUUGUUAUGAUGCCCUAUUUAAUAUUUAUAUGUUCCUUUUUAUUAAAUGACAAAAGCAUGUUGCUGACACAGUUUAGUACAAUUUUCUAGCUCAAUUUAUUUUAAAUUUUAGUUUAAGCUCAGCAAUUAUAUAUAAUAGAUCUAGCGAAAUUAUUAUUUUAAUGUUCACUGUUUUAACUGUAAAUUUUUUAUUUUAUUUUAUUCAAUUUAAUAUUGUCGACAUGACCAAAUUAAAGUGGUUUGCGCUUAUAUAUAAACUGCAUAAUAGCCUGCAUAAGGCUGUUGACCUUGAGCGAACAAUAUGUCCGCGGUUUUAUUGAUUUAAAAAAAAAACAAGUCCACGUAAACCAACUUCGGCAAUAAAAGGAAUUGGAAUAUGGAUGCGUAUUUUAAACUCAGUUCAGUUUAGGAUUUUUCUUUUAUUUGAAAUACUAUAUUAUUUUAAAUGUAAAUUUUUGUGGCUAGAUUUAGAAUUGAUCACUUAUAAAAAUUUUUUUAUAUAAUACGCUAUGUUUUUUUUGGUAGUUCUUAUUAUAAAUUCCUUAUAUUAAAUAACUAUAAAUUCUUAUCUUUGCGUAUAGUCUUAUUAUAUAUUAAUUAUUGUUAUUUGCAGCUACAUACAUCUUUUAUAUUUGACAAAUUAGGCUUAAAGACGAUGUGAUCGUGAUAUUUUGUUGCUACAUUUUUAAAUUAUCAUGAAUGGUCAUUAUAUCUAAAAUAAUAUUCAAUUAUAAUGUUGACAAUAAAUGUUUAAAUUGUUAGUAAUUAAGUGUUGCUAUUGUAUAGCCUAUCUGGGGAAACAAUGGCAUUUAAAAAAACAUAGCUUUUUUCGUCAUAUUGUAAUUUAAAAAUAGAUAAGCUAUACAAUAACAUUAUCGUAGCUAGGCUUUAUGUUCAACAACAAAUUAUACUAAGCUUAUCUUAAAGGUCAAUAAUCUAGCUACGGUUUUAAAUCAAACCAUACACAAACCACAUUAAAACAUAUUCAAUAUUUGUGACCGAAAUUUUACUACAGAUUUAUUAAAAUAAUUGAACUUUGUGAAUAAAUGAAUCUCAACAAAUUUGGUAAUAAAACCCGUUUGGUUUGUGUAUGGGUGCUCUGUGUCAAUUGUUAAAUUAUGCAUUUGAAUGAAUUCAUAUUUAAAUAAGUCAUAUAUCCAGUUCAAAUAUAAAUGUGUACCUAUCGUGCUAAAGCUAGUCAUAUUAUAAUGCUUGUUACUUUUAUUUUAAAAAGAAACUGACAACAUUACAGUGGCCAUAUAAAUAAUAGACAUUUGAACACAUUUAAAGUAUGAAACAGAGACUGAAUUAAUUUGUUACAUACUUGUAAACAUAUAUUAGCUCAGAGCAUAUGAGUAUAUUUUUUCGUCGUAUUAGGAGCGCAUUUUUUAAAAACAGGAAUAAUACAUAAUACGCGCUAAAUUUACAUAGACCUUGUCCAUUGAUUAAUGUGGAAAUUAACUAUAUAUUUGCUUGUAACAUUCCUUAUAGCAUUAAAUUUGCAUUUAGUUUUAUAUAAAUCUUCCUUUACCAAGACAAUACAUUUGGCUGUUUUGAAUGUCGUCAAUUACUGGAGUCCUUAAGACCAUGUCCAUAUUGAAUAGCUGUUACAUAGAUUUCAAACUGAACUGGAUUAUUUAGAUUAUGUUGCGGUUGUUAGAACUUGAGAGAUUUGGCAUAGAUCUAGGUGUUCAAUAAACAUUGUAUGAUU
Messenger RNA from Pieris napi, 3685 nucleotides. RefSeq names its product mitochondrial glutamate carrier 1-like. Gene Ontology annotation, biological process: malate-aspartate shuttle; aspartate transmembrane transport; L-glutamate transmembrane transport. The record is from RefSeq and is a predicted model, not a curated record. Gene Ontology annotation, molecular function: L-aspartate transmembrane transporter activity; L-glutamate transmembrane transporter activity. NCBI's taxonomy places the organism in Eukaryota, Metazoa, Arthropoda, Insecta, Lepidoptera, Pieridae. The transcript has 8 exons. The coding region runs from base 229 to 1167 and encodes 312 amino acids.